Messenger RNA from Sungouiella intermedia, 1350 nucleotides. The record is from the annotation of a GenBank genome assembly. NCBI's taxonomy places the organism in Eukaryota, Fungi, Ascomycota, Pichiomycetes, Serinales, Metschnikowiaceae.
AUGAAGGAAGAAAAGGCUACAGAGAACGCCAAACAAAAGGCUACUCGUUCCAAAAGCGGCUGUUUCACGUGUCGAGCCCGAAGAAAGAAAUGUGACGAAAAACGGCCGUCAUGCUCUGGCUGUAUCAGAAAUAACUUCGCGUGCGAUUGGCCAAUGUAUCACAAUCAGACGUUGAGAGACUUCAGAAACCACACUCUUAAAAGUGUCCCUCGCCAGGUGCUACAGCAACUAUCGCCCCAGUCACCCUCGCAACUCACAGAGCUUGAUAUUUCUUCUCAAGAAAAAUUAUGUUUGGAAUACAUUCUUGGACCUUUUGUUAAAUUGAUGUGUCCUACUCCUGCUGCCGAUAAGAUCCGAGAACACAUCGAGGAGCAGCUACUACGAGAUGAAGUGUUUCGCAAAGUAUCAAUUUGUUUAGGCAAUUUCCAUAACCCAACUUUUGGAACAGUUGGUCAUGAGCAGCUCUUGCAAAAUGCACUUGAAUCGUUCCGAUUAAAGCUCGCCAAUUCAGGAAGCAACGGCAUGCUCAACUUGGACACGUUGCACAGCGUGUCGUUCUUAAACUUUCUAGAGUUGACAGGAGCUAACAGGCUGCUCCACAAAGUCGUUUUACACAUGGAGACCAUCUUCCAGAUUAUGUGCAACAUUAUCGCCGAUGGAACUUAUUUAGAAACCACGAUUUUCCGGGCUUGUGCCGACAGCUUCUACUACAACUACGGCUUGGUGUUGCUUUGUUCCUCUAAGGGUGAAGCGGAACGGCUACCCAAUGUAUACAAUGUCAACACCAUAUGGAAAGCUCUUCAUAUGGACAAUGUUCAUGAUUAUGAGCUGAAUCCGAUUUUGGGCAACAAAUUCCCAGCAAUCUCGUUUAUUAACCGGGCCUGUUAUAUAUUUCGAAACAAUAUCGUCGAGAGGCGAGCGUUAGCAUAUCUGUUGAAGGCCGAGAUUGAUAAAACGCUUCUAACAAAAAUGUCACAGCACCAGGAGGUAUUGUUGAAAUCUGCGGAAAUGCUCAUCCUCAACAUCCUCCAUCGUCGGCAAGACGAGGUGGAUAUUCAGAAAGCCCAGUUUACCAAAAAAUGCCUUGCAUACUUGCAGGAGUUGAAGGCUGAGGAGGCUGACUUCGUCAUCGUAUGGGCAUACUUUAUUUGUGGCGUCUGUAUUGUGCUGGAGGAGGAAAAACAACAAAUGCGGCAGAUUGUGAAGAAUGGGAAUUUGAAUCCGGCGAUAUAUUUCCUGGAUAUCAUGUUACAGCUCAUAGAGCAGUCUUGGAGGGCCGGUAAGGGCCUUGAAUGUUUGCAUGAAGAGCAAUUUGUCUAUGAACUCCAUGAGAUUGUUGGGGUGACCUGA